Molecule: messenger RNA, 556 nt
Organism: Cucurbitaria berberidis CBS 394.84
Lineage: Eukaryota; Fungi; Ascomycota; Dothideomycetes; Pleosporales; Cucurbitariaceae
Exons: 2
Coding region: 1-339 (112 amino acids)
Source: RefSeq, a predicted model, not a curated record
AUGCAUUUCUCUACUCUAUUCAUCGCUGUCUCGGCCAGCCUCCUUUCCGCUGUCUCAGCCGGCCAGGUCAACUUCUACUCGGACACCAACUGCCAGCACUACAUCGGAGAGUCGCAUCCAGGCUCCUUCCAGACCGUCGGAGGUCCGGCCGGUUCAUUCUCUGCAUUGUGGGUGUCAGGUGACCAGUGGUCCUGCAGUGACACCUGCGGUCCGUACAUCAUCUGCGGCACUUCGAACUGCAGCCGCCGCAGGGCUACGGGGAUCGGAAAAUGUGUAACCUUCAACACGGGUGUUUGGGCGAGGAACGGGUGUGGACAGGACAUGUGCAACAAUGCUUAAGUGGUGGUGAUCUUCGAAAAGGGAGGGCAAUGUUGGCUGGCGGGGAGUAUGUGUUUUCGGAAUAAAAUGAGAUAUAAGCAAGAUUACAACCAUCACUUUUUUCGCUAUCUUGUCAGCCUAGCAGGGCACUACACUUUCUUCCACCCGUUCCUCUCAGUACUUGUUCGCCCACUGAUUGACAUCCCGCGUUGGCCUAAGGUCAAACUUUGCAUCCAGC